UUCUGGAGUCUACAAACAGUUAAAAAUAAAAGUUAAACUUUCUCUUAGAAUAGAUUUCAGUACCUUUAAUAAAUAGUCCGCUGAUGGGGCUAGUAUUUGUCGUACGUUUGUCCGACACGUUCCGCUAAUGUUAUUGUGUGACGAGUAAACCAAGGCGUUCAGGAAUCGUUGUGAGCCGAUCUGUUUGAGUAAGGGACGUCAAUCAGCGAUCGUCAAACAAACAGCCGUCCACUGGGACGACAGCCAGGAGGUAUAAAGGUGCCCGGUUGUCGUCUUGCUUCAGUACGACUCGGCGAGUGUGUCUGUGACUUGUCUUAGCUCUUUAAAAACCACAGAUCCUGGUUACGGUACUAGUACUACGGAAGAUAUUUUCUUUACAGAUCGUCUGCUAUUAAUGUGGACACGUGUAAUUAUACUUGAACUCAACAAUAUCAAGCGCGAGUUCAGCAUCAAGUAGAAAAGGACUAGACUGUUCAUAUAACUUCAGCACAAAACUUUCUUUGAAUUCAUAAAUUGAAAGAAAGAAAGAAAGAAAGAAAGAAAAUGCGGCAUUUAUUAUCUUUACACAACUGUCGUCUGCCAGAGGAGUCGUCUGUCCAGAGUUCCAGGGAAGGACAAGAAGUCCACUCAGGACCGAUGCGCCUGUUGCAGUCCGUCGGUAGCAAGACGAGACGGAUUCCAGUCCACGUGAAGGUCUACAGGAACUGUUUCGAGCACUACGCGGUCAUCAGCAAGGACCAGAUCUUCUGUAACCGCUGCACGUUCGUCAGUCUCAAACACUGUUUCGUGAUGCCGGGCGAACGCUCGUUAACCGAGCUGAAAAUCGUGUCCAAUGACUUUGAAGGCAACGCCAUAGUUCUAGAAGCGGAGAACGAGGAGACGAUGUCCAGCUGGUUUGACGCCCUGCAGAGUGAUAGCCCACCCAGCUCUCCGAGGAGAAUGUCGUCCCCCAACCUGUCCCCCGUCAUCCCCAGAUCCCCCAUUCUACAGACCCUGGAGGAAAGCGACGAGGGAGAGUAAUCAUCUUCAUAGAUGUUGUGUUCCUAAAGACAAGGUGUAUUUAUUUUAUACUUUUAUACUGCACAGAAACAUUUCCAGAACUCUGAACUGGAACUGGUAAAACUGGGAAAUGUUGUUGGAUAUCUGACUCGGACAACAUUUCAAACGGACUUGUUAGCAGUAUUAUGUUUCACUGUGUUAAUGUCUUGAAUACGUGACGGAGUGUGGAAUCGGUAUUAGAAAGACUAUUACGUCAAUUUUCUGACAUAAAACGUGCCACGAAAUGUCGAUACGGUUUUCUGGACAAUUCUAAUACUGGAUAGUGAUUCGAUGCAUUCUGAUAGACAGACUACAGACAUUGCUGGUAUCAUUUCUGAUAUACCACGAACAAUAUUAACUCCGUUUUAAAUAUGAAUUGGACAUCAUACCACGAACAUGUUUCGUACUUUUCGUUUUGAAAAAAAACCAACAAAAUGUUUAUAUAUUGUGUCAAAUGGUUGACGAAACUUACUGAAACAUUAUUAACAUUCGUUGAGAUUUUAUAAACAGUAUAACGUGAGUAUUGUUUAACUUUAUAAAUUAUACGAUCAUCGUAUAGGGUAUUUUUAAAAAGUGUUCUAAACCAUUCUUUUCGUACGAUUUUGUGCAAUGAAGGAAUUAGCAAAUACGUGUACAUAAAUAUUUUGGUUACUGUCAAAUGUUUUUUAUAUGAAAAUAAAUAUUUUGUUGUUUA
Gigantopelta aegis is the source of this 1732-nucleotide messenger RNA. RefSeq lists its product as uncharacterized. Lineage: Eukaryota; Metazoa; Mollusca; Gastropoda; Neomphalida; Peltospiridae. The transcript has a single exon. The coding region runs from base 544 to 1020 and encodes 158 amino acids. The record is from RefSeq and is a predicted model, not a curated record.